AUGAAACAAUGGCCUCGCCAUCACGGCCCUCGCCUCUCUCGCUCCCUACCGAACCUACGACGCUCCCGCGCGCGCACUUUCAGCGCCGCAAAGCCGCUCCUCCAUGAAUCCAGCCACGAUCCUCGCAUACGGGAUCUUGGAAGGCAGAUCCUAGACGACUAUGCCAUGAUCCGCGAGAAUUAUGCAACACCCAAACACCCCAUCGUCCUCGCCCACGGGCUCCUCGGCUUCUCCGAGCUCAAAGUCUCGCCGUACCUCCCCGCGAUCGAGUACUGGAACGGCAUCAAGCAGGCCCUCGUGGCGAACAGGUGCUCCGUGCUGACAACGUCCGUCCCGCCGUCGGGCUCCAUCGAGGAGCGCGCCGAGAAGCUCGCGGCCGACAUUCUCGCGCAGACGAGCGCCGCCUCUCUCAGCCACUCAAACAAUAACAACAACAACAACAACAACAAGAACACCAACGACCGCGAUAGCAGACUCACCCCCGUGGUCAACAUCAUCGCGCACAGCAUGGGCGGCCUCGACGCGCGCUACAUGAUUUCUCGCCUGCGCCCGCGCGGCAUCAAAGUCGCCUCCCUCGUCACCAUCGCCACGCCGCACCGCGGCAGCCCCUUUGCAGACUACCUCGUCGACAGCGACGCCGGCAGCCCGCUGCACCUCCCGCGGCUGUACUCCGUCAUCCGCCGCGCUGGGCUGGGCACGUCGGCCUUUGGCCAGCUCACCACGCGGUACAUGCGCCACGAGUUCAACCCGCGCGUCCCCGACGACCAAGCGGUGCGGUACUUUUCGUACGGCGCCAUGAUUGACGAGCCGUCGCUGCUCGGGGCGUUUCGCGUCCCGUACGGCGUCAUUUGGGAAAAGGAAGGGGAGAAUGAUGGGCUCGUCAGCGUGAGGAGCAGUCGUUGGGGCGAGUACAAGGGGACGCUGGUUGGGGUGAGCCAUCUCGAUUUGAUCAAUUGGUCGAAUAGGGCGAGGUGGGCGGUGCGUGAGUGGAUGGGGAUGAAGAGGACGUUCAAUGCUGUUGCUUUCUAUCUCGAUGUUGCUGAUAUGUUGGCCAAGGAAGGGCUGUGA
Molecule: messenger RNA, 1068 nt
Organism: Trichoderma reesei QM6a
Lineage: Eukaryota; Fungi; Ascomycota; Sordariomycetes; Hypocreales; Hypocreaceae
Exons: 3
Coding region: 1-1068 (355 amino acids)
Molecular function (GO): triacylglycerol lipase activity
Source: RefSeq, a predicted model, not a curated record